CGAGACUGUUCCCUCCUGACUCCCCGGUUCAGUCUCAGUUUCCGCUUCUCUUUCCGGAACAUUUGGUUUUGUUUCCCCGGAACUUUCCCCCGUUCCCCUUGGAUCCUCCGCUCCUUCUGCUUCUGAUUCCGCAUGGAUCUGUCUCUGCUCUUCAGUCUCAAGUGAAUGGGAAGCCCCGGCUCUUCUUCUCCAGGUGAAGAUGACGAUCUGGUUUCUGAUUGGCUUCCUUCUCCCAGUGGCGAUUUUUGCGGCCCCUCCACCCAUCAACCGAUUGGCGCUGUUCCCAGAUAAAAGUGCCUGGUGCGAAGCCAAAAACAUCACUCAGAUUGUGGGUCACAGUGGCUGCGAGUCCAAAUCCAUCCAGAACAGAGCCUGCCUGGGCCAGUGCUUCAGUUACAGUGUCCCCAACACAUUCCCUCAGUCUACAGAGUCGUUGGUCCAUUGUGACUCCUGCAUGCCCAUCGAUUCUGUGUGGGAUGUGGUGACCCUGGAGUGCCCGGGCAAUGAGGAGUUCCCGCGGGUGGACAAACUGGUGGAGAAGAUCUUGCAGUGCAGUUGUCAGGCGUGUGGGAAGGAACUGAGUCAGGAGGGGGCCAUGUUUAACGUCUAUCUGAACACGGCAGAAGACUCGCCAGCAGAAAGCCUGGGCCAUCAUCAGCAUCGGCCUCCGGCGCGGGAAGACGAUUCGCCAGCCCAGUCGCAUCGGGAAGGGGAGAGCGAAGAGUGAUAGCUCCAUGGACAAGUAUCACAACUCGUAUUGUCUUAAAGGCACAGGUCCCUCCCAGAACAGCACCAGGAACCCAACUUUCUUCAGACAAUCUGCUUGUGGAUAAGGCCCCUCCCACUAAUCCCGAUUGCAAAGCAGCGGUGACGGAAUUGGAUUUUUAUCAGUGUUGCCAUGGCGGCGGUUUUUCUCGUUUAAGCGCCAUCGGUGGUUUGUAGAUUAGGACAAUGCAAUAUGGCUGCCUGCCCGUAGCUCUCCUGUUUACUAGAUGCAGUCAUUCGUGUAUAAAGUGUGACUGUUACUCGUACCACUUAUCUCAUGUAUCAUGUGUGUCUGUGGCACCUUCAUACAAGGACACUGCACAAUAGUGAGCCCUCGUGCAAAGUAGUAGUGCAAGCGCUCCAGACCUAGUUCCACGGUGACACCACUGGGAAUGGCCACUAGAAAAUGCAUUCAGUCUUCCAAUUCCUCCCCAGCCAAUUUUCCACAUAUUUCAUUGUCUGCUGCCGGCUUCUGGGCUGCUCUCCUUCACAUGACCAGACGGGGGGCGGAGCCUGGACUUUUUCAGGGCAUUUUUCAUUGCAUUGAUCUGUCUGAUCAGUGGAAAUGAGGAUAUAGAGUUUGGACACUAGAGGGAGCCCCUGCUUCAUUUCUGGUUUCCAGCCUACACUGAUCAAUUCAAGGGGAAGCAUUAGGCUUCCCUGACCAUGGGAAAGAGAGCAGCCAAGGAACAGGAGAUACACAGGUGCACUGCCCUCUACAUUGCCAAGUAUGGGAAAAAUUGGGGGACGAUUUUGCCUGCCUGUGGGAAAGACAGCAGCCCAUUAACAGGAAGCAUAUAAUUUCUGAGCGUUCCACCUUGCCCUGUAUUGGGGUGAUUCAGUUCAGUAACCAAGGGGGAGGUUCCAGUCUGACCAUGGGAAAGAGAGCAGCCCAGGAACAGGAAGCACACAAAUUAUGACUGCUUCUACCUGGCCCUGUAUCUGGUUUAGUAAUGGGGGGGUGAGGGGUUGCAUUCACUUACCCAGGGGGAGGUUCCUGUCUGACCAUGGGAAUGAGAACAGCCCAGGAGCAGGAAGUACAGAGAAUCAGAGCUCUGUACCUGGGUAAGUACUGGGGGAGAUUGGAUUCACUUACCCAGGGGGAGGUUCCUGUCUGACCAUAGGAAAGAGAACAGCCCAGGAGCAGGAAGUACAGAGAAUCAGAGCUCUGUACCUGGUUAAGUACUGGGGGAGGGGAUUGGAUUAAUUUAACCAGGGGGAGGUUCCUGUCUGGCAAUAGGAAAGAGAGCAGCCCAGGAUCAGGAAGUCAGAACUCUGCACAUGGAUAAAGUCUUAGGUGACUCAUUUACCCUGGAGGAAGUUCUUGGUUGCUGUAAGGGGCAAUGCUACUGGUUGGAUAACCCCAGGAAAAAAAAAAAAGAUCAGCACUUAAAGGGGAAGUUUACAUUGGACAGAACUUUUAGUCACAUAUUAUAUUACUGAUUGGAGUCAGACUGGCAAAAAAAGCUGAAAUUGUAUUUUUUGUAUUUUUUUUUUUAAACUUAACUUUGUGUUUUUGCAUACAGCUCUCCAGUUUGAAAGUGAAUGUGUCAUUUAGUUGCUAGGGCACUUCCCCCCAACAAUGUAUUCAUUCUUUCAUUAUAAAGGGCAAGUAACACCAUAAUUACUGCUUUUUGAUUUGGAAACCCUUACCCAACCAGCAUAAUGGUUGCUAAGGUCACAUACUUUAGUAACUAGGCAAUAACGGAAGAAGAAUAAGAGAGGGUACAUGAUAAAUACCAUAUAUUCUAUGCUCUGAGAGUUCCCCCACAGGAGUGUCCCUUUAAAAAAAUCAAGACCAACUGCAAAUUGUCUAAAAUAACCACUGCCUGCAAUAUAUUACACAUUUAAUGAUAAAUAAUAAAACCUUCCCGUGUUGGGGGUAAAA
This is a messenger RNA of Xenopus laevis (African clawed frog), 2653 nucleotides long. It is a transcript of the gene nbl1.L, whose product is annotated as NBL1, DAN family BMP antagonist L homeolog. Gene Ontology annotation, cellular component: extracellular region. Lineage: Eukaryota; Metazoa; Chordata; Amphibia; Anura; Pipidae. Gene Ontology annotation, molecular function: receptor ligand activity; BMP binding. Gene Ontology annotation, biological process: signal transduction; animal organ morphogenesis. The record is from RefSeq and is marked provisional.